Molecule: messenger RNA, 2999 nt
Organism: Sinocyclocheilus grahami
Lineage: Eukaryota; Metazoa; Chordata; Actinopteri; Cypriniformes; Cyprinidae
Product: rho GTPase-activating protein 39-like
Exons: 5
Coding region: 168-761 (197 amino acids)
Biological process (GO): signal transduction
Cellular component (GO): cytoplasm
Molecular function (GO): GTPase activator activity
Source: RefSeq, a predicted model, not a curated record
AUUGUUCAUAGAGUCUAUAUAAUUCGAUAUCACUACAUUUUAUUAUUUCUUUUGUUCAAAUUGCAAUGACAAAGUAUGUACUAUGUCCCUUGUUCUGUCUGUAGGGUCUGAAGAAGCCCACUCUGGAGGAGACUGAUCACAGUCGAAACGCCAUCGUGACCCCGUCUAUGUUCGGCAGCGCUCUGGAGGAGAUCAUGGAGAGGCAGAGUGAGCUCUUCCCCGAGAGGAAACUGCCCUGGGUGCAGGUGCAGCUCUCUCAGUAUGUACUGGCCCUGGGUGGAGCCCAGACGGAGGGCAUCUUCAGAGUACCGGGGGAUAUUGAUGAGGUGAAUGCGCUCAAGCUACAGGUGGACCAGUGGAAACUUCCAGACAGCCUCUCUGAUCCCAAUAUCCCUGCGUCUCUGUUGAAGUUGUGGUACAGAGAGCUGGAGGAGCCGGUGAUUCCUCAGAGCUUCUAUAAGCAGUGCAUCAGUCGCUAUGAAGAUCCAGAUGCAGCCAUCAGAGUGGUUCAGUCGCUCCCACAGCUCAACAGACUCGUGCUCUGCUACUUCAUCAACUUCUUACAGGUCUUUGCUCAGCCUGUGAAUGUGAGUAGGACUAAGAUGGAUGUGAAUAAUUUGGCGAUGGUCAUGGCUCCAAUCUGCCUGCGCUGUCAGUCCGAUGAUCCUCGAAUCAUCUUUGAGAACACACGGAAAGAGAUGUCCUUCCUCCGCAUACUCAUCGUCCACUUGGACACCAGCUUCAUCAAGGGCUUAAUCUGAGAGUCGCGGUUCAUUCGUUAUUUUGCGGCAUAGCUCCGAACUGAAUCUGUAUGAGUCAUUUGAGUGAAUCAUCCAGGAGAUGAAGGGAAUCAGGAUGUUCUUCCGCUCCGAGAAUCAUCUUUAAGCAUCAUAUUAUUAGUUCGGACAAUGUCUCUCUCAACUAAUCCAGCUUUGGCUCAAUGUGAAUCAUCCUGAACUUGACUCUUGGGACUCUUCUUGAAGCCAGACAUUAUUUGAACUGAAUCAAUUGACUCGAUUUGAUUCCACAACAAAACAAAUGCAUGACGUUUGUCUUUUUGGGUUUGUUAUUUCUUCUGUUUUUUAUAUUGAUUAGCAGGGAAAUACAUCCUUUGGACAGUCAUAAUCGUAAUAACACACAUGCAAUAUAACCUGCAGCGUUUUUCUUUAAUUUAAUAUGGUAUGAGUGUUCUGAUUAUUUAAUGCUCAAGUAUGAGUGCGGGGAGAAUUACUAGCUUCAGUUUUGUAUGCAAGGCUGAGCGCAAGAAAGAAAAGGUGAAUUAAUAUUGCAGAGCUGUGGACCACAAAGACAGCUCUGAAAUACUUAGCAUGGUGGUCAAAGCUUGAGGUCUGGUGCCUUACAUGAGAAUGAUCGCUGAUGUAUAAGAUGCACAAGUGCCCAUGUACAUAAACACACCCUCCGUGUUUCUGACUCCAACUGAACUGGUACCACAAGCAAUUUUCAAUCUGUCCCUCACAGUACUUUUCCCAGUCGUCCCAUUAAGAAAUAGAAAAUUACACCUCCAGAUGUGGUUCGGCUACAUCAAAGAUGAUUAUGCAGAACUAAACUGUAGAAAACUGAACCAGGAACCAGACUGGAACCAGGAACUGUUCCUCUCCCAAGAUAGCUACUGCUCACUGGCCCACUGAAAGUUAACUAGGUUUCAGUUGAUCCAGCAGCUCCAACAUCAGUGGGUGGCCAAGAAUGUUACGCUCAGAUUUGCCCAGGCUGAAUUAAACUGUUUCAGAAGAGACUUAGGCCAGAACCAUACUCUACAUAUACUAAGUAUGCAAAUGCAAAAACACACCAAGACAUGCUGCGGUCUUGUUGUACAGGUGUUUCUGUGCCACUAACAUUACAAAAAAGUAAUGAAUUUUUCCUGAAACACCUCUCCCAUAUGUCAUUGGUCAAAUAUACAAAUAGCUCUGCCCCAAACUCACGCCAUUGGUUGAGCUGUUUCCAUGUCAGGCUAGUAGUCUAAAUGUUUAAACAACGUGUUUACAUUUUUCAGGGGAAUCAAUCUACAAAUGAGUUGUCGCUGCAUUAUUUUGGGAUAUAGGAAAAUACUUGACAAGGAUUUUUGCAUUACUGUGGGCUUACUGAAUUUACUCAAAGUGGAUAUAUAUAUAUAUAUAUCCUUUAUAUAACCCUCAACCCUCAUUCACUAUUUCCUAAAUUAGUCCACUAAUAUAGUCCACUUGAAGAAGUGAUUGAAUACUAGUGAGCUGGAAGCGGACGCCAUUUGUUGCGUGAAUUCACUUGGCGCGACACUUACAGUGAAUGGGUAUUUACUAGUGGUUAGCCAUUGAGUGUACAUCGGUCGUACACUUGUUGUUACAGUGCAUUAUGGGAUUGAGAGUGAGAGCACUCUUAAUGUCCACUAUGGUUUUGGACACCACUGCAUGGUGGCAAAUGGCAGUCCUCUCAGAUCAUCUUGGACACGGGUUACCUUCAGAUCUGUGCUCAGAUCCUUUUCAAACCUACUGCAAUGACAGCUGUUUCCCUGACUGAGUCAAUUGACCACAGAAUACAGUUUAUGCUAAUGUUGGCUAUAGUGCCCCAAGUGGCAAAGCUGAGACUGCAGUGUGCACUUGUAUGAAAGCAUUUAAAGACUAUUACAGGCCUUCACAUCAACACUGGUAGCAUUUCAGUCAAUCACAUGUCCUAUUGAUAUAAUGUGGGAUCCCCCAACAGCUCUGCCUGUGCUUUUGUAUAUAGACCUCUCAUCUGACUGAUCGUUGUGUUUAUAAAGCUCAAUGGUGAAAGUAAGUGAGCCCCUUCCUUGUUGCACUUCCCCCUCAGUUCCUUUCCCUUAGUGGGUCUGUAUCAUCUCUGCAGAGACUGAUACUCCUCCUGCACUCUUACUGUAAAUGACUGUCUUAUUUUGUUCUCUGUGUGAGGAUGCGUGUGAGGAGACAGCAGUGAAUUAUGGAUGUGUGUUUAAAUUUGCAUAGUUUCAUAAAGAACUCUGAAAUAAAAUGUGUAAAUUUGUAUAAUUG